Ostrinia nubilalis (European corn borer) is the source of this 1490-nucleotide messenger RNA. RefSeq names its product facilitated trehalose transporter Tret1-2 homolog. Gene Ontology annotation, biological process: transmembrane transport. The record is from RefSeq and is a predicted model, not a curated record. The transcript has 7 exons. Bases 54 to 1478 code for a protein of 474 amino acids. Gene Ontology annotation, molecular function: transmembrane transporter activity. Lineage: Eukaryota; Metazoa; Arthropoda; Insecta; Lepidoptera; Crambidae. Gene Ontology annotation, cellular component: membrane.
AGUAAUAAUUCUUUGAAGCUGUAGAAAUAACGUAACUUGUACACCUAUUUACCAUGGUGCCUAGCGGUAAUAGUGAAGAUAACGUCUCUGUUAGUGGUGGUAAAACGGGCCACACUUAUGUGCAGUGGUUGGUCACAAUAUUAGUUGCAACGACGCUUUUGAACUAUGGACUGCAAAGCGGUUGGAUGUCACCCAUGAAGAAAGUCCUACAAUCUAAGGACUCUCCAACUGGGGUACCCUUAACUGACAGUGAAUUGUCAUGGAUCGCCAGUACUAUGCCUGUAGCCGCAGUUUUCGGUGUAUCGCUGUAUGCGUACAUAGCAGACGCGUAUGGGAGGAAAAUAGGCGUUAUCACCAUGGUGAUACCACAGGCGAUAUGUUGGAUAAUAAUAACUUUGCUGUCUACCCACACAGCAGCACUUAUUGUGGCGAGGAUAUUUGCCGGCUUGCCUGCUGGUGGGUGUUUCAACUUGGUGCCAAUGUAUAUCAAAGAAAUAAGCCAGGACAACAUUAGAGGAACACUAGUGGCUCUCUCCAUGAUGUCGCAGAGCAUUGGCUUGCUCGUCAUGUACGCUAUUGGGAGCUACCUAAACUAUUAUGUCGUUCUUUGGAUUGUUCUGUGCGUGCCUAUCAUAUCCACAGUGCUAUUGGUGGUUAUAGCACCUGAGUCACCGGCUUUUCUAGUCAAGAAAGGAAAAACUGAGGACGCCGCUAGAACCAUUUCUAAAUUAAGAGGUUUAGAUAUCAACAGCAAAAUGGUUCAAAAUGAAAUUGAUUUCAUGAAAAAUGAAGAGCACCAUUAUCAAACCAUGGAACAUAUUAAAUUUUGGUCUAUUUUUAAAAACAAAGCUUGGCGUCGCGGCUUUAUCUUAUGCAUGCUGAUCAUGACUGCAUUAGACUUGAACGGUGCCAUGAGCGUGAUGACGUACGCCUGGAGCAUCAUGACGCGCUCCGGCGUCACCGUCAACCCUGAGCUGCAGACCCUGAGCGUGCCUAUCGUCAUGAUCUUGGGCUCCUUCGUGGCUAUCACGUUUGUGGAGAGAUUUGGAAGAAAGCCUCUGUUGAGUGGAGCAUUCGCUGUGUCGAUGGUGGCGUGGCUCUGCCUAGGGAUCGGCCACAUCCUGCAGGAAAACGGCGUGGCCAUCCCGGGAUGGGUGGCCGUCGUGAGCAUCGUGGUCUCUAUAUGGGCGUACGCUGCCGGCGUGCUGCCCGUGACUUAUAUUCUCUUGGCCGAGAUGUUUAAUUUUCAAGUUCGUGCGAAGCUGAUCGGCUGCAUAGUGACGUAUGGGUGGUUCACAUCGGCAGUGCAGCUGGCGGUAUACGAUCCUAUCUCCAACGCCUUCGGGGCCCACACGAUGUUCUUCAUCUUCGCUGCCAUCAACCUGGCCGGUGCCCUCGUAGUGUUGAUAUUCGUGCCCGAAACGAUGGGCAAGAGCGUCGAGGAGAUCGAGAAAAUUUUGUUAGGAAACCGAAAAUAAAUUUCAAUGAAA